Sesamum indicum (sesame) is the source of this 1837-nucleotide messenger RNA. RefSeq names its product glutathione hydrolase 1. Gene Ontology annotation, biological process: glutathione catabolic process. The record is from RefSeq and is a predicted model, not a curated record. Gene Ontology annotation, molecular function: glutathione gamma-glutamate hydrolase. Lineage: Eukaryota; Viridiplantae; Streptophyta; Magnoliopsida; Lamiales; Pedaliaceae. Gene Ontology annotation, cellular component: plasma membrane.
AAAUCAGAGCAAAGGUGGAAACUCAGUCAUGUUUUUCAGACCAUUGGGGAUUUAUUUCCAUUCCUAGUGCAAAGUUUCUUGGUUUCAGCUUCAGCCCGUGGAGUUAUGAUGAUCAUCUCAGCAAUCUCUAAGUUUGUCCCACAUUGGGACACAGGUUUGCCAUUCUCUUCCUUCUGUUCUUGGUUUCACUUCAGAAAAAGGCUUGUGCUGCUGGAAGUGCGAGGGUCGUAGCACGCCAUGGUGUUGUAGCCACUGAUGAAGCAGAAUGCUCUACCAUUGGAAGAGACAUUCUUCGUCAAGGAGGUCAUGCUGUUGAUGCAGCAGUGGCUGCUACCCUUUGCUUGGGGGUAGUAAACCCGGCUCAUAGUGGUCUUGGUGGAGGAGGAUUUAUGCUUGUAAGGUCCUCUUCCGGCCAUGCAAAAGUAUUUGACAUGAGAGAAAUGGCACCAGGGCAAGCAUCCAAGGAUAUGUUUCUUCUGGAAAGUUUUUGUCGGAAAGAUGGUGCUCUAUCUAUCGCUGUUCCAGGACAACUUGCAGGUCUCUACAAAGCCCACAAAGAGUAUGGGAAGAUUCAAUGGGCAUCACUUGUAAAGCCAGCUGAGAUUCUCGCCCGUAGAGGUUUCAACAUUUCAGAAGCUCUUUUUCAGAAAAUGACGAAAGCGAAGGCAAUUAUCCUGGCUAAUAACGAACUUCAGAGCAUAUUUGCUCCAAGAGGAAAGCUGCUAAUUGAAGGCCAGACCAUACAUCUCCGAAAACUAGCAGAUACACUGGCAGCGAUAGCAAAAGAUGGCAUGAACAGUUUUUAUAAUGGAGUAAUAGCAAGGAGCUUGGCUGAAGACAUUAAAAAGGCAGGUGGAAUAAUCACAAAGGCCGACUUUGAGAAAUAUCGAGUUAUUACUAGGAAACCUAUAGGUGCUCGAGCAUUGGGAUAUGAUAUAGUUACUGCGCCGCCUCCUGCUGCAGGGGGCGCGAUGAUGAUUCUUAUUCUGAAGAUUCUUUCUAACUAUGGAACAAAUGGUGUUCCUAUCUGGCUGGAGAUGCAUCGUUAUAUUGAGGCUUUGAAAUACGCGCUUGCUCUGAGGAUGAAUCUUGGUGAUCCUGCAUUUGUAAAUGUGACUAAUGUCUUGCAAACAAUGAUUUCAACCAGCUUCGCAAAAAGUUUGAAGGAUCAGAUAAACGAUAACAAAACAUUUGAUUCUGCUCAUUAUGGUAGUAAGUGGAGUCAGGUAUAUGAUCAAGGCACGACUCAUAUCUGCGUUGUAGACAAUCAACGUAAUGUUGUUACAAUGACAACAAGUUUAAACUCUAUCUUUGGGUCAAAAUUUAUGUCACCAAGCACUGGGAUAUUUCUCAACAAUCAAAUGUGUGAUUUUUCCGUCACUUCAUCACAUGAACGACCACCAUCACCUGCGAAUUUUGUUCAACCGUUCAAGAGGCCUUUGUCAUCAAUGGCACCUACCAUUUUGGUUAAGGGUAAACAGGUAAAGGCAGUGAUAGGCGCAGCUGGAGGAAUUCUAAUACCUGAUGCAGUCACUCAGGUCCUAAUAAACCACUUCAUCCUAAAAAUGGAUCCAUUUACUGCUGUUAGAAUUCCAAGACUUUAUCACAUGCUAUAUCCCGAUGUGGUCUUCCACGAGAAGUUUACAACUAAAGCAGGGCAAUACGAAUAUAAGUCUAAGGUAUUGAACGAGUUGAAAAAGAGAGGCCACCUAUUGCGCGUGUGUUCUAGUUGGACUAUUUGCCAGUUUGUGAUUCAAAAACUAAGUGGUCCGGAUUCCGGGCAGCUUGUUGCUGUUAGUGAUCCCAGAAAAGGUGGUGCUCCAGCCGGAUAUUAACG